GCCCUUUUUGGUCCUAUGCUUGUAAAGCUCAUUCACCGCUCUCCACUCAUCAUUUGCGUUGGAAGUAAUAGGUCCACUCCGUUUCGUCAGCAUUCGUCGGCGUGCAUACGGACAGCCCUUGAGUCGAUGCACAUAGUUGACCUUGCACGCGCGCACUACGCUCACCAUCCUUGCCAUGCAGCGCUAGAUGAUUCGUUCGCAUCGACGCGCGCGGCAGUGCGCUCCGGACCCCUCCCUGGAACGACCUUCCAGCGUUAUCGAGGCGUUCAAUUGUCCUUCGAUCCCCUCCACCUCCCCUCUUGCAUCCCACGACUCGUUCAUGCCUCGCGAGAGGAGCUUCAGCUACUCCGCCGGGCGCUCUCCGACACCCGAACUGGCCCUCACAAGCCAGCACGACGACGAAAACCACGCCCUCAUCACGGUCCCACCUUUUUCAAAAUCUCGUUCUGCCCCUGCGCGUUCCAGCCUGCCCAUCUUCCAACGUUCACAACGCACUGCACGUCAUGCGAUCCAAGCCGCUACCGCCCACGAGGAGGGAGAAUCCGUUCUGUACCCGGACAUACGCUCCAGUGCUUUCAGCGCGUGCGCGUACGAUCAUCCUCGUCAAUCGCGGAAUGGGCCAUCUACACCUGGGUGUGGGUGCCGAGCCAGGCUUCAAUCCGCGUCAAAGGGACUCCGACGUUGAGUUCGCGCGGAUUUGCGAGGACUGGGAGAUCAAGAUUGUCGACUACUCGCUUGUACGCGCGGGACGUUUUACAAGAUGUCGAAUGCUAAGCUUUUUGAGGGCUCAUCCGCUAACAGCAUAGAACUUCAGCAAUGGUCAAGAUCCGUUGGAUUAACGUUGGAGGAGUGUGUUGGGAUGUAAUGAAAGCUCUUGCUAUCAGACACAAUCUGUACACUCUCGCAAUCGAAGACAUCCUCCACUCGCGACCGAGCGCACGAUCCAAAGCCAAUUAACUCACUCGGCAUCUCUAUCCCUUCGCAGUCUGUGCCGUAAACUGGUCGAUGGAAGUUCUGCAAAAGCUUCAAUCUCGCCUACAUCGAAGCCCCGGCGACCUCGCAUUCCUUUGUCGCAGGGAGCUUCGCCGGCACUGGCCGCGGCAAUCGUCAUCGGUGGAGAGAAGCGCGUGGAAGAUGCUGGGCUCAAAGUCCUCGAAGGAGCUGACCGUGUUCUUGUGAUAUGAUUCUCAUGUUCAUCUUCCUGCUCCUAGACGUUCUUCUCUCGUUGUAACUGAGCCGAUCACCGGCCGUUCAUGCCAUUCGAGAACGAGCUCGCGAACAUCGGCUGAUGCGUCUUUUAUGGUUCAAAGUCCGUUGUGCUUGGUGGCCGACAAAGUGUCCCGGGCCGUGAAUGCAUAGCAAGACAAGAUCAGGUACUAGGGGACGAAACAUCGUGGUGCAGUCGUCCAUUGGCAUUAUGUGUAAUCGUCACAUCCUGUACGUCAGCCUGGUCCUCCACCGAUGGACGCUUGCGCCCGUCGAAACGAUCGUCGAUGAGCUGCGGAUAUAUGAGAUGGAGACAGGGCGUAGCGCUGAUUAGCGAGGAAGAUCCAAGCGAGAGGAUCAUUAGUUUUAUGAGUUGUGCCAGUCAGAUUCACUUGGCAGGCUCAUGUCUACGAUCAUGUUGCAUACUUGCUCAGCCAUUUCGAUAUUCUUGCCAGUGUAGGCGAAACCCGGUCGGGUAUGCAUUCAAUAUGACCCCAUGUCGAAUGAACGACGCCAUGUUCUUGCGUUCUCCUGCUGGUUUAGCCCGCUUGUCCACCUCAGGCGCCGACCAAUGGUCGUGACCGUGACAGUCCUGCCUAUAACCCUGCACAUCGGGUACUUUGGAACAAACUUUGUGGACGUGUGGAGCAUAAGACACAGUCACUGUGACAAGAUAUUCUGGGUUGUUGCUAUCCCGAUCUUGGCCAUCGUACUCCCCCCUUGUCGUGUCUGCGACAUCCGGCACCUGAUAUGCAUAGCCCCCACGCAUCUAGAUGUGUCGGAGAUCAUCAAGAAAUUAACUCGCCUGGCAGCCAGUGGCUACACUUUGUGAUCGGAGUGCCAUUCCCUCAUAUCUGAUGGUGCGCAAGCCGUAAUCCACGACGCGUGUCUAAAUGUGUGCCUGUCACCGGGACAGUUAUCUUCGAUGCCGAACGAACUUUUCGCACCACUGCGAUCGCCAUCCGCAAAUGUGCAGGGGACCCCGGACACCACCUCCUCGGCCGAGAGCGAGGAUGUGUUGACCAGACAUGUGGAAUGGCUGAGUCGUCAUCCUCUUCUGCUUCAUCUUCGUCUCUCUCCGCCAUUCAAACAUCCGCAUCGGCUGCCAUCAACAGACCGGUGCACUGUGAGCAUGGCCGCUUUGCAGGGCGCAUCAUCAGGGCCGAGUUGACUGAGAUCCAGAGGCCCGAGUUCGGGCGGAGGUUCGGGGCAGUAGAUAGACGUGCACUGGACGACCCCCCAGUGGUUCAACUCCGGUUUUUCGAGGUGUUCCGUCCGAGACCAGGCUACGAGUGGUCGGAGGAGGUCCGCAGCUACGAAAGCAUCCCGCUCUCUGGGCUCCUUUGUAUGGCCGAGCUCUUCGAAGCACGAGGUGGACCCAGCACCUCGGAACCGCUCGUUCCACGGCAGACCGGGACACUCGAGUUGACGUCGCCGCGCAUCGCGCAGCCGUCACGCGUUUACGAUGUGUCAGACGAUGCAGCUAUCACCGAGGACAGUAACAGGACGUCCUUUCUCUUCGGCACGAAAUUUGUCGAGCCAUAUCUGAUUUCGACGUCUGAUUCCGGCCGGAAGUAUCUCGCAUUUACGUUCGCAGAUCUGGGUGUCAAGUUGGAGGGCCUCUUUCGUCUGCGCUAUCGCUUCUUCGAUCUUUUUCCCGGACCGCCGGGCGUCGGAAAGAGCAGCGUCUUAGCUGAAUGUUACGGGGGCACGUUCACAAUGUACUCGACAAAGGAAGCUCCGGCGCUGAAAGAGUCGACACCGCUGACCAAAACGCUCAGCAACCACGGUGUGCCUGUGAACAUCCGCAAGAAGCCACGGCCCCCGCGAAGGAAGACAUCACCGACUGGAACCUCGCCAACAGAUAGCCAGCCGGCGUAGAUUAUGUUUGAUUUGCCUCACCAUCGCACAGUAUAUGAGUCCCCUGGUGUCAUCGCCAGGGCAUUUCUCAGUACUUAGUAUUAUCACCAGAACUUUGCGUACAAAUUAAUCUUCA
This is a messenger RNA of Mycena citricolor, 3202 nucleotides long. The record is from the annotation of a GenBank genome assembly. Lineage: Eukaryota; Fungi; Basidiomycota; Agaricomycetes; Agaricales; Mycenaceae.